Syngnathus typhle (broad-nosed pipefish) is the source of this 1960-nucleotide messenger RNA. It is a transcript of the gene chek2, whose product is annotated as checkpoint kinase 2. Gene Ontology annotation, molecular function: protein serine/threonine kinase activity; ATP binding; protein binding. The coding region runs from base 412 to 1938 and encodes 508 amino acids. Lineage: Eukaryota; Metazoa; Chordata; Actinopteri; Syngnathiformes; Syngnathidae. Gene Ontology annotation, biological process: protein phosphorylation; mitotic DNA damage checkpoint signaling. The transcript is spliced from 16 exons. Gene Ontology annotation, cellular component: nucleus; cytoplasm. The record is from RefSeq and is a predicted model, not a curated record.
CCUGCGUGCAGACAUGGUGACGUCACAUCGCGCACCGCUGCUCGCUCGUCCGUCCUGCGCAAACCCGGAAGUCAACAACGAGCGCCGGAAUUCCGAACAAGCUAGGGCGGCAGCACGUGGCGUAGUGCCUAACGGCCCAUUGGUCGGCUGGGUCUGUGACGCAAGAGGACAACGAAGCCUGUAGCACUUCCCGCGAGGCUCUUGCUCAAACUCGCUUGGCGCGCACGUCGGGUGCGUGCUACAACGGAAAACGUGGACGACGCCUGCAAGCGCGCAAAGGUAAGAAGAAACGCGCUUGGUCCUCGCACUUCUUUCUUGCACGCGCGCCAAGCAAGGCUUCAAGAUUCAAGCUUGUACAGGAGUUGUUAAGCUUAGUGGGCGGAGUCAGGGGCGAGCUGCUCUCAGGCUCCAAUGUCCCGAGAAACCCCACAAGAGGGGGACGGGGCCCAGUGCUCGUCGCAGGCCCCGUCCACCCUGUCCCCCUCACAGGCCCAGUCCAAGUCCCAGGGCAGCUCCAGUUCUUCCAGUGUCCCGGCAUCAGGCAGCCAGUCGUCCAGCGGCUCGGGGACGCUGAGCAGCGCCGACACGCUUCCCGUCACCUUGCCGUCUGUCCCCGAGGAGCCCGAAAGUCAACCUUGGGGACGUCUGCUGCCCAUGCAGCCGGGCUUUGGCUCUCACGAUUGCGUUGAGGACGAGUAUUUGUUUGGCCGAGACUCCAAAUGUCAUUAUGUCCUGGACGAUCCCGACCACAGAGGAUCCUUGCGAUUCCGAAUUUAUAGCAAGCGACACUUCAGGAUCUACAGGGAGGGCACCGAGGUGUUUGUUCAGGACCUGAGCAACAACGGGACCUUUGUCGACGGGAACAAAAUCGGAUGCAACAAGAUACUUCCUCUGGUCAACAACGCAGUGCUGGCGCUGUCCGAGCAGCGCAACAAAGUGUUUGUCUUCAUCGACCUGAUGUCUAGCCAAGAGUCCUCGUUGCCCAAGGAGCUCCGCGACAAGUAUCUGCUGACCCGUCGCAUCGGGACAGGCGUGUGCGGCGAGGUGAAGCUGGCGUUCCAACGCUCCACCUGUAAAAGGUUUGCCGUCAAAGUCAUCAACAAGAACAACUUCAAGUCCGAAGGAACGGCCGCCAGAAACGCUCAAACGGAGAUCGAAAUCCUGCAGCGCAUCGAUCACCCGUGCCUCAUCAGGACCGAGGACUUCUACCAGACGGACGACACCUUCUUCAUCGUGUUGGAGCUGAUGGAGGGCGGCGAGCUCUUUGGUCGACUCAAAUCUCAGCAGCGACUUAGCGAGGCCACGGCCAAGCUUUACUUCUACCAAAUGUUGAAAGCUGUGCAGUACCUACACAGCCGGGGCAUCAUCCACCGGGACCUGAAACCGGAGAACAUCCUCCUGUCGUCGCAGGAAGACGACUGCCUCGUCAAAGUGACGGACUUCAACCAGUCACGCAUCCUGGAGGAGGCGGCCUUGAUGCGGACUCUGUGCGGGACGCCGUCCUACCUGGCGCCCGAGGUGCUGACGCACGCCGCUACCGGCGGAUACGGCCUGCCCGUCGACGCCUGGAGCCUCGGCGUCCUCCUGUUUGUCUGCCUGUGCGGGUACCCGCCGUUCCACGAGAGCUUCUCGGACCUGUCGGUGAGCGAGCAGAUCGUGCAAGGCCGCUUCACCAUGGUGCCGUCCAAGUGGCGCCACGUGUCCGACCAGGCCAAGGACAUGGUUAGGAAGCUUCUGGUGGUGGCGCCCGCCGACAGGAUGACCAUCGACGAGGCGCUCUGGCACGCCUGGCUGCAGGACCCCGUGAUGUUGGAGAAAGCCAACCGCCUGAUGUAUCCAGCUGCCAUGGAGGCGGGGCCGGCGAGGAAACGACAGCGAGAGGACCAGGAUGAGGAUCGUUCUGCCAAACAAGCCCCGCCCACAAAUGUUUUGCAAUAAAGUCUUUGCUCUCGUCCGCUCA